AGUCGAUAUUCAGACAAUUGGCUUGCUUGCCGCGUUGCUUCAGAUCCUCAUCACUCGAAGGUCGUGACGCACAGGGAUUUCAUAGAGUAUCUUCAUCAUAUUGAAACGGCAGGCCUACCAACUUCACACAACUCUUCGUCGUCAAAUCAUCCCACUCAUCAGUCCAACUCAACUCAACAGCGCAGUCACUCACGACGCAGGCGACACAACCCUCAAACCCUCAUUAGCCACUCAUACAUCGCCAUGCCAGACGACCCUCUCGAAGGCGUCUUCAACAUCGAGGACCGCUUCUACCAACAAGGGUACAAGCAGGGUCUCGAAGACGGCACCGCCGCCGGCCGCGCCGAGGGACGGUCCUUUGGCAUGCAAAAGGGCUUCGAGAAGUUCGCCGAGAGCGGCCGCCUCGCCAGCCGUGCCGUCGUCUGGGCCAACCGCAUGCCGCGCAAGGAGGACCCAGCCGGCGCGACGGGGCCAGAGGAGGAAGAGUCGACCGCAGCCGCAGCCGCCGCCGCCGGAGCUGCCCAGGAGCGGUGCAGACUGCCGCCGCUGGCGAGCAACGCUCGGCUGGACAAGAACAUCAGGCUCCUGUACGCGCUCGUGGAGCCGGACACGCUGUCCACGGAGAAUACGGACGAGGCGGUGCAGGACUUUGACGACCGUGUGAAGAGGGCGCAGGGCAAGGCCAAGGUCGUGGAGCGCAUGGUUGGCUAGGCUCGCUUUCGCAUCACAUACACGGCGUUUGACAUCGUACUUGACACUUGGGGGUGCAUUAUCACGCAUGGAGUUCGGAUAGGGUUAUGGGAACAUUGGAAUAUGUCAAAACAACAUAGGGAAU
Molecule: messenger RNA, 835 nt
Organism: Purpureocillium takamizusanense
Lineage: Eukaryota; Fungi; Ascomycota; Sordariomycetes; Hypocreales; Ophiocordycipitaceae
Exons: 1
Coding region: 244-711 (155 amino acids)
Source: RefSeq, a predicted model, not a curated record